AUGCGAUGCGCGAGCAAGGCCGCCGAGAGCGCGUCUGCACGUCUCUGCGCUGGUCAUGAAGACACUCGUGUCUUCACAGAGUACGAGCUCGGUGUCGCGUACUCUCCUGAUACGGAUGACGGAUCCGUAUCGACGGCGAUUGAAUCUAAGCCGCCUGCCAAGCGUGGCAUGGACGAUGCUUUGCGUCGCAGCAUCUUUGGUUCAUCUGAUGAAUUAGAUGAACCAUCGCCGAAGCGAAGGCGCUCGAGGUCGUGA
This is a messenger RNA of Peronospora matthiolae, 255 nucleotides long. NCBI's taxonomy places the organism in Eukaryota, Oomycota, Peronosporomycetes, Peronosporales, Peronosporaceae. The record is from the annotation of a GenBank genome assembly.